AUGAACGGCAAGGAAAUAUUUGUGGCCUUUAUGGCAUUGCUUUUCGUUUGUGGAGUUCAUUCACAAACUACAGCGGAUCCUGCAGGGACUACAGCAGAUCCUGCUGGGACUACAGCAGAUCCUGCUGGAACAACUGCAAAUCCUGCUGGAACAACAGCAGCUCCUGCAACAGGUACAACAACUGUAGCGCCAGGUGUGACAACGACAGCAGUUCCUAAUGUAAAUCCAACGUCUGCACCGAGUCCAUCAACAGCUGCCCCUACAGCUGCCCCUACUGUUACAACAACAGUUUCUGGAGCAACACAAACUACUACAAAAGCAGCAAAUACCACAAAAAAAACUCGCAGAACAACUAAACGUCGACCUGUCAGAAGAACAACUCGCAGAAGACCAAAUCGUCGUCCAAACCGUCGUCCAAAUCGUAGACCUAAUAGGAGGCCAAAUCGUCGUCCCAAUCGUAGACCAGGUCGCAGACCUAACCGCGGAUCGAACAGAAGACCAAAUCGUAAUGGUUAA
This is a messenger RNA of Teleopsis dalmanni, 516 nucleotides long. RefSeq names its product circumsporozoite protein-like. Bases 1 to 516 code for a protein of 171 amino acids. The transcript has a single exon. The record is from RefSeq and is a predicted model, not a curated record. NCBI's taxonomy places the organism in Eukaryota, Metazoa, Arthropoda, Insecta, Diptera, Diopsidae.